This is a messenger RNA of Fusarium redolens, 909 nucleotides long. Its product is annotated as BTB/POZ protein. The coding region runs from base 1 to 909 and encodes 302 amino acids. Lineage: Eukaryota; Fungi; Ascomycota; Sordariomycetes; Hypocreales; Nectriaceae. The record is from RefSeq and is a predicted model, not a curated record. Gene Ontology annotation, molecular function: protein binding. The transcript has 2 exons.
AUGGACUCGGGAGCAGCAUCAUCGCCCACGCUGGCGGCACGAAACCGCUCUCGCGGAGCAUCUCCCGCAUCAGACGAAUUCGGAUACGGCAACCGUGGCUCCAUCCAGACAUCAAAUACUACAUCUAUUCAUAAAUCACUUUCAACCCUUCUUGAUAAUGAGAAGUUCUCAGACAUGAUCAUCAUCUGCGGCGGACGACAGUUCAAGGCCCAUCGCGCGAUUGUGUGCACGCAAUCAUCUAUCAUUGAUAGAGCCAUGACCAGCAACUUCAAGGAAGCCACGUUACGGUCUAUUGAGCUCGAGAAAGAUGAUCCUAAUAUCGUGGAGCGGUUGCUCGAGUUCUUAUACACCGGGACCUACAGUGACGGCGUGACGUGCGGCAACCAAGAAACGGAUACUAAGUCUUCCGUGCAAGGAUCUGAGCAGGAAGUCUCCGGCGAUGAGGAACAGAACACUCCCCCAGACAACGAUGUUGCAGCUGGCGACGAGAACAACGAGCUCCCUAUGGAGACCGAUGGACCAGCAGUCCACCAUCAAUCAGAAGGAUCCAAGCGACACGCUGAUCCAAGCGAUGACAUGACACUACAUCUCCGACUCUACCUCAUUGCAGUUAAGUACAAGGUCCCUGCGCUUCAAACUCUAGCGCUUGAUCGAUUUUGCCAUGCCGUAGAGCUCGUUUGGAAAGACGCCGAGCGCUUCCCUGCCAUGGUUGAUGAGUUGUAUGAUACUAUGCCCCCGAGAGGCGCUGUGUUGAAAGAAACUCUGUGCAGGCUUGUUGGGACUGCGAUACAUGACCAAAAGGUCAGACGCAAGCUGAAGGCUGUCUUUGAAAAGCAUGGGGAGUUUGCUUUUGGAGUCAUGGACUAUGCUAUUAAGUUUGGUCCUGGUCAGAUGACUGAGAUGGCAUGA